AUGUUGCUUCCUAGAAUUCGCAAUCAAACAACAGUUUGUUCAAAAUUAUUCAUUUCUCUCAAUCAAUUCAUUAAUCAAAAUAAUCCUCUCUUAAAAAAUUCCUAUUCUUCAAUCUACCAAAGGACAUUACUCCUUUCACGUAUUUCCACGUCAUAUUCAAUUUCAAAAUGCUCUCACUCGUUUUCCACCUUCCAGCCUGCAUGUUACAGUAGCAGCGUUCCCCCUUCGACAAAAGAACAAUGCGAAAAGGCUACUUUCGAGCAUUCCUGGCUUAACAAGUAUCUUCCGUCAAAACUUGUACCGUAUGUUCUUCUUACACGUUUAGACAAACCUAUAGGGGCUUGGCUCUUAUAUUUACCUUGCGCAUGGAGUAUUACGAUGGCAUCGUAUCAUGCUCAUUUACCCAUCACCAAAACCAUCUACAUGAUGAUGUUGUUUGGUACCGGUGCAUUCAUUAUGAGAGGUGCUGGUUGCACAAUUAAUGAUUUAUGGGAUAGAAACAUUGAUAAGAUGGUAGAACGCACGCGAGACAGACCUCUUGCCUCGGGAUCAGUGACCCCUUUUCAGGCAUUGACUUUUCUGGGGUUACAGUUAUCAGCAGGAUUGGCAAUAUUGACCCAGUUGAAUUAUUAUAGCAUUUUACUUGGUGCAACAUCCCUAAGUAUUGUUGUCGUGUAUCCCUUCAUGAAGCGCGUAACGUACUGGCCACAAUUGUAUCUUGGUCUUGCUUUCAAUUGGGGCGCUUUGUUAGGUUGGUCGGCAAUGAUUGGCAGUAAUGAUUGGUCUAUCACCCUCCCGCUGUACGGUGCCGGUGUAUGUUGGACUCUGGUGUAUGACACUAUUUAUGCUCAUCAGGAUAAGAGCUUCGACAGCGUGAUUGGUGUGAGAUCAACUGCUCUUCUUUUUGGAAAUAGGACCAGGCAAUUGCUGACUUUCUUUUCUGCAUCAAUGUUAUCACUUCUCGCCUUGUCCGGGCAAAUGAACGGUCAGGGCUGGCCGUUUUACUUGGUUUCUAUUUUUGGAACUGGCAUGCACCUUUUUUGGCAAUUACGCACGGUUAACUUUGAUGAUGCAGCAGAUUGUGCCAGAAAGUUUCGUAGUAACAAAUGGACUGGUAGUUUAGUGCUUGGUGGAAUUUUGGCCGACGUGGCCUUGGAAAAUUUGAAAUCUAUUUUGUAA
Acaulospora morrowiae is the source of this 1179-nucleotide messenger RNA. The record is from the annotation of a GenBank genome assembly. Lineage: Eukaryota; Fungi; Glomeromycota; Glomeromycetes; Diversisporales; Acaulosporaceae.